Aspergillus homomorphus CBS 101889 is the source of this 871-nucleotide messenger RNA. RefSeq lists its product as uncharacterized. The coding region runs from base 43 to 816 and encodes 257 amino acids. The transcript has a single exon. NCBI's taxonomy places the organism in Eukaryota, Fungi, Ascomycota, Eurotiomycetes, Eurotiales, Aspergillaceae. The record is from RefSeq and is a predicted model, not a curated record.
AUAGGCCUCCCCUCUCACCCAAAAACAACAACCCAUAAAAAAAUGCACCUCCUCUCCCUUCCCAUCCUCCUCCUCCUCCUAUCCAUAACAACACCAACAAAAGCCUGCACCCCACCCCCCGACCCGUCCCCAGAAUACCUAACCACGCGCCCCACCUGCACAACCCCAAGCACCUGCGCAGCCGAAAACGAAUACUGCUUCCGCGAAGCCAGUCCCAGAAAAUGCCUUCCCCGUCUCCAACAAGGAACCUGCUGCGCCCUCGACGAAGAAUGCACGAGUAAUUUCUGUGCUGCGGGGAGCUGUGCGAUUACCCAAACCGGGAAGAACUGUACCAGUGUAUCCGACUGUGUGAAUCCUUCUUCCUCCGCAGGGGUUGGGGAGAGGUGGAUCUGCGCGGCGGAGACGAACACGUGUUUACCCGGCGUGCUGGGAGUCGGGGCGGCGUGUGUUGUGGAUGCGCAGUGUGGGUUUGGGGUCUGUGAGGUGGGGUUCUGUGGCAGGCCGAGGGGGGAGUAUGGGGAUUCUUGUCAGACCACGGAACAGUGUAGGGAGGGGUUGGCGUGUGUGUAUAGUCUUUGGAGUGCGGAUCCGUUGAUGAAGCUUUGUCAGGAGGUGCCCUCGGUGGGGGCUUAUGGGGCCCCGUGUGCGCGGGAUGAGGACUGUGUGUCUCGGAAUUGUGGGGUGAAUGGCGAGAGGGUCUGUGGGGAUGUGAGGGUUUGUAAGGAGGGAGGGGAGUCGUGUUGGAGUGAUGCCGAUUGUUGCCGUGGGGGGUGUCGGUUUGGGAGGUUGUGGGUUUGGAGGACUUGUGAGGUUUGAUCGACUGAGGUGUUAGCAUGGGAUGGGGAUGGGGAUGGGGUUGGUGGACUGAUUG